Camelus dromedarius (Arabian camel) is the source of this 2116-nucleotide messenger RNA. Its product is annotated as anoctamin-6-like. The record is from RefSeq and is a predicted model, not a curated record. The transcript has 6 exons. Lineage: Eukaryota; Metazoa; Chordata; Mammalia; Artiodactyla; Camelidae. Gene Ontology annotation, molecular function: chloride channel activity. Bases 528 to 866 code for a protein of 112 amino acids. Gene Ontology annotation, cellular component: plasma membrane. Gene Ontology annotation, biological process: calcium activated phosphatidylcholine scrambling; chloride transmembrane transport; calcium activated phosphatidylserine scrambling.
AAAAAAAGGUAGAAGUGGCCAAGAGCAUAGACUCAGGCUGGAACACUUGUGCUGGUUUCUCGCUGUCUACCUUGUAAAAGUCAUUUAGCCUCUGUGUUUAUCAAGUUCCUCAUCAAUAAAAUGGGGAUAAUAAUAGUACCCACCUCGUAGAGAUGCUAUGGGGAUUAAUGAAUCUGCUUGAAUUUUAGAACAGCCCUGGCUAAUAGUAAGUACUAUGCAUUUGCCAGCUCUUUUCAUAAUUACUGACAGAUGUUAUUAUCAACCAAAGAAGUAUUAGUUCUUUGUAAGGGAAAUGCAUGUUAGACCAUUUCAUUUAUCAUUUUCUGUAAUUCAGGCUUUUUCCCUCUGAAAUACCAUUUUCUGUCUGUGCACUAGUAAAUCACAGGGCUUUCCAAAUUUCAUCUGUCUGAGUUCUUGUCAUGAUGACAAUACUGCAGAGUUUUGACAUUUUUUAGGGACUCCAUCUGAGAUGACAGCAACCCCUCAAAUUCAGAAGCACUUCUCUAACUGACAACAUCUCGCAUGAAAUGAAGUUUGUAAAAUUGCAACUUCAGCCUCCAUCAGAGGACCUCAGCUGCCCCAGCGAACAGGGCCUUCUGUACAGGGAAUGUGCUCCUCCUCGAAGCAUAGACAAGAAGCAGCCCUUAGAUCUCAUCAGGAAAUUCUACGGAGAGAAGGUCGGAAUCUACUUUGCUUGGGCUAGGCUAUUACAUUCAGAUGCUCCUCCUGGCAGCAGUCGUGGGGGUGACUUGCUUUCUUGUGACCCAGGUGGCUGUCUCCUUGAACUGAUGAUGCAGCUGACAAUAAUCAUGGGAGGACAGUCCAUCUGGAAUAACAUACAGAGGUGUUACUUCCAUGGGUCAUGAAUCUAAUGAUGCCACAGUUUUGGGAGCAGAACAGACCACCCCAUGAUGGGAAUGGGACAACCAUCUGUAUCCAACGGGCAAACUGGGGUUAUUUUAUGAAUACCCUGAAAUGAGAGUAAAAGAAUUUAUGUUGUCCUUCCAUCCAUCCACCACUCCAUGUUUUGUGUCCAUUCCUUCAACAGGUAUUCAGUUUGGGUUCACCACAGUAUAUGUGGCCUCUUUCCAGUGGCCCCUCUGUUGGCUCUGGAGAACAAUAUAUUGGAAAUCAGAGUGGGUACGUGGAACCUUGACUACCCAGUAUAGACACAUUGUGCCAGAAAAAGCCCAGAACAUCGCAGCAUGGCAGCCCACCAUGCAAGGAACAGCAAUUCUGGCUUUGGUGGACCAAUGUGAAUAAAAAGGCUUCAUUGGGUGAAGACUUAGAAAAGUCCAAAAAUGCAUUGGCGUUGUUUCCUAAGGAAUCUAGUGUUGGGUAAUGUUUAAUAUGAGAGGGAGAUGCUAACACUAUCAUCGUUAUAAACAACAUAGUUGUUGUAACUGUAAUUGUUAUUAUUUUUAAUAUAUUUUCUUUAUAAUUAUUAUUUGUGACUUACAAGACCCUUACAGAGGCAGUUGUUAAGGAGCGUGGCCGUUAUACUGUUGCUGAAGUGUUAAUUCAGUAGAAGCAUGGUAAUAGCAUUAAUAAGUACUCACUCUUUUGAUCCUCACAUUGACUAUAAAGGUCACCCGGCAGUGCAUGUAUAAUGGAGAUAGAAAUCUAUCCGUUUAAGUGUUUGUAGAACUUAAAAUAAGAGCAGACAUUCCACCGCAUUUGACCAUAUAUUCCAGACUAUCAGUUUAAAAUAGGAAAUACCUGAUGAGGCCAUAGAAACCCUUUGUGCAUCCCCAAUCAUUCACUACCUUCCUGGUCCCCUGGGGCAGCGGUUCUUCCAGAAGGUGGCCCCAUCUCUCCUCCCCACCCCACUCUUGGCCUUUGAUACCAACUGUUGGUCAUUAGCUAAGCAUCCUCAUGUCCUGCAUGUGUCUGAGCUGUGAGGGAACAGAACUCAGCUGUUUACAAACUGUAUUGACUAUGACCAGUAUGAACAGCCUCUCUCCUUCCCUGCCCACAACCCAACAGUGCAACACGGGGCUCACAACCACAGCGAUUCCCAUGCCAGCCCAUCAGGGAACCUUCUUCCCUAGAAAUAUUCUUACAACCAGAGAUGUUUCCUCCCUUACUUCACUGCCAGUUUCACUCCCAGGUUACA